GCAGAGCAAUUCCCAAGGGAGCCCAGCAGGCACGGACCAGGCAGCACGCACCAGCCACGCCCAAUUCCCAAGGGAGACACAUUCGCCCCUCCCCCUGCUGCCUGCUGCUCCUGGCCUCUCCUGGUGCUGCUGCUGAGCCCAGCUCUCUCGGAAUUCCCUGAGCCAGCCAGCCCAGGCUCUGCCAGGACCAGGCUCAGGCAGGCCCCCAUCCCCUGAGCCUGGCUCUUGCGUUCUGCUCCCUGCCUGGGCUCCAUGGCUCUCGAAUAAGUGCGGUUCGGGACCUGGAGCACCAAGGCCUAUUCAGCGACCUUAUCACGCCUAGCAUUCUUCACCUAACCGGCGACAGCUACUGACAUUGUGAACUUCAGUCUUUCUAGUUUCUAUCAGUGGCUGUCCUCCAGCCUUGAUAGUAUCUGACUCGACGGCUUUUUUAACGGAGAGUCAGUUUUUAAUACGUACUGGGUCACAUUUCUGAGGCUCCUGCUGCUCAGCGAGCCGUUCAAAGCGCUAGAAUACUCACCCAGCUGCAGCCCACAACACGCAGCGUCAACCUCAGCGGCCUCUGGUGGAUAAGGAGUCUGAACAAAGAUUCUCCUGCUGUCCCAGUCAACAUCCACCGCUGCUUGGGAGAAAAUUCCCUCCACCUUCAACUAGGCACACACAUCUGUCAUUGGGUGCGAAGCACCCUUGACAUGGCCGUCAUCUGUUGGAGGGUACCAGAAUGCGUAAUAUAGGAAAUCGGAGAUUCUCUGGGAUUCAGGUUAGAGGGAAUGUGCAGUACUCAACCGCAAAGCUUGAGCUGCAAGCGGUCAGCCGAUGAAGCGCUUCUACCUGUGAUAUCGAGGUCAAGUGACGAGGCAGAAACUCAAACCAGCCCUGUUGACGGUAGCGAUGCGGACCAGCCAUCUGGGGAGAUGUGUCCUGUUGGAAGCCAGCUUGUCGCAGAAGGCGAGAAACCAGAAGACCAAGCGAGCGCUCAGGAGCAGCAUGCCAACGUCAAAGACGAACCUGUUGCGAGCACGGGGAAUACGGAACCGUCAAAUCGCAUGGAAGCUUCUGGGCGAACUGGCGGAUUGGAGAGCGAGUCGAAAGGCAACCGGACCAAAGAGACGACGGCGACGGAUCAACCGACUGAAGGAGUUGAAGCUUCAGAGGGCGACAUGGAAGGAACCAGUGUCAGAACGGCGAAAAAGCCACGUCUUGUGUGGACAGCAGAACUGCACUCUCGCUUUAUGAGUGCGGUCAAUCACUUGGGGGUCAAGAAUGCUGUCCCCACCACAAUUUUGAAGCUCAUGAAUGUCGAAGGCAUGACACGGGAAAACGUGGCGAGUCAUUUGCAGAAAUACCGUCUGUAUUUGAAGAGGAUGGCUGGACUUCCGCCUGGAGCUCGGUUGCCUCCAGAUUUCAUGGUGUUUCAAGGGCCAAGCCAUCACGGAGCACUGCAUGCGAACUCUUCAGUGGGUGGCGCUGGUCCAAUGUACAUGCAACCUGCAUCUUACAACGGAUCACACCCGACCAUGGUUGUGUCUGGAGCUCCAGCCGGGUAUCCUACAUCAAGUGCAAUGUAUCCUGGGACCAUUGCCAUGCGUCCCACAGCAGCUAUGGCCAGCACCUCCCCCAUCCAGCAAGCAUCAUGUCUUCCACGAAUGGUCAUGACAACUGCCUCACCUUCGGCAAUGCACACAAUGCUCUCUGGGUCAUCACAGUUUGCAUCCUUCUCGCCUGGGACGUCUCCACCAACACACCGACCGCACUCCAUGGCACUCAACUCUCUUCAUCCUGGAUCUACUGCUGUGGGGAUUCCAGUGUCCUCUGGACCAGUGGUUCCUGGAUACCCUCCUGGAUCUGUUCCUAUGGCAACAGGGGCGUCUCCACUCCAGCCGAGACCACCAUCCAUGGCCAUGCCUCACUCCCCUUAUUCUAUGGGAAUUUCUCCAGUUCAAUCCUAUCCGCCCGGCUCCUGGGCCCAUGUUGCUACAAGCAUGGGCUACCGUCCAUCCACUGGGCCUGGCUCAACAAUACCCAUCGGUGUUCCUGCUGGUGGGAGCAUGGUGGCGCAGUCUUCUAGCAUGCAGCCAGCAUUCGGCCAUCAACAGACAUCAAUGUGGAACCCCAUGUCGUCCCACGGGACUGUUAUGGGCUCUCCGGCUACCAGCAUGGCGGUUCCUGUGGGCACACUUCACCAUUCAGUCUCCAUGCCUCAGCUGCCGGUUACCUCAACGGGCCACCCUGCUGGUCAAGAUGCGAAUGGAAACGGGCAGCUCUCCGUUUUGUCGCUUCCUCCUCCGCAUGUCAUGAUGGGAUAUGCAGAGCAGCACUCCUCCUGGCCUAUGGCUGCUACUGGUGCAUCUGCUCCGUUUGUGACGCUGUCAGACCUUGAAGCUUGUCCCUCGGGGCAGGGAAGCCAAUUUGCCGAUACAACAGUGAGUGGCACUGAUGACGAAGGCGGCACUGCUGCCACAACAAUAGCAGAGAAUGAAGAGGCUGCGCUUGCCCUACCAUCUCACGAAGAAGGGGGUCUGGAUCUAGAGCCUACGUGGCCUCAAGAAUGGGAGCAAGACUGGAAAAUCUUGGGGUGAUAAGUGCCUGUUUGUCAGGAUAUUUGUGCAUAUUUUUUGACAUGUAAUGCUUGCCUUGUGGAUGUAAUGGUGUAGCCGCUAA
Messenger RNA from Closterium sp. NIES-67, 2661 nucleotides. NCBI's taxonomy places the organism in Eukaryota, Viridiplantae, Streptophyta, Zygnematophyceae, Desmidiales, Closteriaceae. The record is from the annotation of a GenBank genome assembly.